[Torrubiella] hemipterigena is the source of this 1969-nucleotide messenger RNA. The record is from the annotation of a GenBank genome assembly. Lineage: Eukaryota; Fungi; Ascomycota; Sordariomycetes; Hypocreales; Clavicipitaceae.
UUGGCAAUCAUUCAAACCGAACUCUACAGCUAAAUCUCUGUCGCCCCUCCUAUGUGCCGCUCUUUAGAAAAGAAAAUCGAGCUUCUUCCUGCGGAGCAAGUCUUACGGGAAUUCUUGCUUGAAGCCGCGCAAGAAGUGCCAAACCUCGAGAUAUGGAUUACCGGCGGCUGGGUGCGUGACCGGUUACUUGGCUUGCCUUCGUCGGACUUGGAUUUUGCCCUAAACAACCUCACAGGCAGGGAAUUUGGCAAAUUCUUAGCUUCCUUCUCUACUAGGCCAGAGAUCCAGUCCAAGUACAGCCAAAAGGCAGAUAACCUGGGCAUUCCAGGUUCCAGAUCAGUUCAAUUUACCAUCAUAGAACGAAAUGCAGAAAUGGCUAAACAACUUGAAACGGCUCGUGGGUCACUUUUUGGCCUAGAUAUUGACUUGGUAAAUCUACGCAAGGAGAUAUAUAAUGGGCAGAGUCGAACCCCCAGGAUGGACUUUGGUACUCCAGAGGAAGACGCGCUUCGGCGAGACGCUACAGUAAACGCCCUCUUCUUCCACCUUGAGAAGCAAGAGGUUAUCGAUCUUACAGGAAAAGGUCUCAAAGAUUUACAAGCAAGAAUUAUGAGAACGCCGCUAGAUCCAUACCAAACUUUUAUGGAUGAUCCCUUGCGGGUACUACGUCUGAUUCGACUCAGUAGCAAACUUGGCUUCGAUAUCGACUCGCAGACUCAAGCUUCCAUAGGGGAUCACAGAGUACAGCAGGCGCUUGAUAAGAUUAUCACGCGCGACAGAAUCAACAUAGAAGUAUUCAAAAUGAUGAGAGAUACAGAUCCAGCGACUGCUCUUGAGCAAAUAUUCCAACUUAGACUUUUCGUCCCAGUAUUCCUACGCUUCGAUUCACCACUCCUUGCGCAUAUAAAGAACACAUUCCCGUUCAAAAAGAAAACCCUAUGGCCAGCAACAUGGCCAAGGGCAUAUUCCCUUCUUACCAAACUGUUACAGUUAAAUAGUCACCUUGGUUUAAUGGUCCAAUCUGCAGAAGAUGUCGAGUCUAUCUGGGUCAUGGCUAUCUGCACUCCCAUUGCCGGGUUUCGACAUGGUAGAUUGCAAGAGGCCGUUCAGGAUGUAACAAAUGCGCUUCGACUCCCAGUUAAGAUAACCAGGAUACUCGAAAGUGCGCUUCAGAAUUACGAUUCUAUUAGCAAUGUGGUUGAAAGCAUCGUAACCAACAGGGAUAAACCCCCGUUGCCGAGCGUUGUUGGUAUGGCGAUCCGCUCCUGGGGUUCAACAUGGCAAACGCAGUUGGUAUAUGUUCUACUUGCUCAAGCAGUUCAUACACAGUCAACAUCUACUCCACCUGGCUUCCUAGACUUUGAAGCAUAUUCGAGGCCUAAGGUUGAGGAGCACAUACUUGACAGAUUUUCUGUUUUUGUAGACUAUAUUUGGGCCAUGGAUCUACAAAAUGCUCAUCUGAAACGCCCGCUAUUAGAUGGCAAUCAGAUACAAAAUCAUUAUGGGCUCCUGCAUGGUGGUAAAUAUUUGAAGAACGCAAUAGAUGGUCUCAUAGCGUGGCAGUUUGACCAUAGCAAUGCGAGCGUUGAGGAAGCAAAGGUCUGGCUACUCCAGGAACGAGACACUCUGGGAAUACCUCCAUCUGAGACUUGAACAUGGAGAGAAAAUGGCACUUUCCACGCCAGUCAAGCCUUCUCGGCGGCGCGAUAUGCUUUCUCGGCACUAAUUAAUUGCUAGUCUUGUUGUAAAACUGGGGAGACGGCAGCGAGUUUACAUACACGCUAGCCAUUAGCCUCCCAAUAGUCUGAAAUAGCCUGUUUAUCUGUCUGUCAGCCUGCCUUUUUAGUCGAAGAACGACUUUUACAAUGGCAUAAAAUCCCAUAAACCAAACAAGUAUUGGCCUUUCAGAAUAUCUCCGCACUUUUUAACGACAUGUAGUUGUCGUGGGGCAGGUUGACAUGCAUCGUAC